This is a messenger RNA of Chelonoidis abingdonii (Abingdon island giant tortoise), 2779 nucleotides long. It is a transcript of the gene ARID3A, whose product is annotated as AT-rich interaction domain 3A. The record is from RefSeq and is a predicted model, not a curated record. Gene Ontology annotation, cellular component: nucleus. Gene Ontology annotation, molecular function: DNA binding. Gene Ontology annotation, biological process: regulation of transcription by RNA polymerase II. NCBI's taxonomy places the organism in Eukaryota, Metazoa, Chordata, Testudines, Testudinidae.
AGCACGCCUUAGGCAGCAGGGGGAGGGGAAGGGGGCCAGGGCUUGCAUUGCCUGCAAUGAGAAAUUUACCAAUCAGGCCAGAUAGGGGUGCAUUAAAACAAACACAAUUAAAAGAGAGAUACCGAAAAAAGAAAAAGAAAGCCGGAGUGGCCAAGUCACUCUGCAGCGAGGCGGACUAGCUGCCGGGGGACUCGUGGGCUGUGAUGAAGCUCCCUAGCAGGGAGGCUGCUCUGGGUUUGCGCAGACACCUGGAUGAAGCAGAAUUGGCCAAGGACUAGCAGGACCCAGCCCUACCACUGCAGCAGAGCCAGAAGAAGGAAGGAAGCUGCAGUCCAGCCUGGGGAGUGCCCUUCAAGCUAAGGGGCGUGCGAUGUCCAGGACUGGGCUGGCUGCCUGCUGAGCCAGAGGGGCAUUGGCCCUGAGGUGUUUUGUUUGUAGAGACUAACGGCCCUGGAGCAGAGGCUUGCAACCAGCUGAUUGCUCAGAGGGUCCCAUCCCUGGUCCCCAGGGAAACAUUCUGGUGUCGGCCCCUCAAUGCAAAGCAGCCCCUAGUGUAACGCCUUGGGGCCUGCAUCCCCCAGUGCAGCGUGUCUGUGCAUUUCCCCCGAGGCAUUGCACCGUACUCCCUCGGGCAUUGUAAACCCCUUCCUCCCAGGGUACCAGACACCUCAGAUACCUCCCAGUCCAGGGCUUUCUGCCCUCUUAGGAACUUGGCAGCCAGCUCCCCUGGGGCACUGCACCCAUAGGGCUUUGUCCUCCAGGUACCCCUCCCCUCCAGGACAUUGCAUCCUCAACUCCAGGGCAUUGCACCCCAGGUGCAUUGCCCGCCAACUCCGCCAGGGAGCUGCCCCCAGCUGGCAGAGCCAUGAAGCUGCAGGCAGUGAUGGAGAACCUGCAGCGGCAGCAGCGAGCACGGCUGCAGCAGGAGCUGGAGGCGCGGCAGCAGGAGCAGCAGCGCUCCACACCUCCCCCGCCAGCAUUGCCCCCUCCGCUGCCCUCCGGACAGAAUGUUGCCCUCCCUUCUGGGGCCUCGCAGUUGGCCCGUGGCCGCAGCCAGGACCCUGCCCCACCUGAGGAAGGGGUGGAGCUUGAGAGCGCCCGCAUCCAGCGUGCCCAGAUGGCUGCCCUGGCUGCUAUGCGGGCAGCAGCAGCUGGACUCAGCCAGUCUCCCAGCCCGGGAAUGUCGGAUGAGAGCCAGGCCUCAGAAGAGGAAGAAGAGGAUGAGCAGGGGGAGGAGGAGGAGGAGGAGGAGGAGGAUGGCAGGUACCAGCAGGAGAUGGGCUCGGAGGAAGAGGAGGAGCUGAAGCGCAAGUGGGGUGAAGAUGACUUUGAAGAGGACAUGGGGGAGGAGGAGGAAGAGGAAGAGGAGGAGGAGGAGGAGGAAGAAGAUUAUGAAGAGGAUGAAGAAAUGGGGGAGGAUGGAGGGCUGGGCCCUGCAGAAGCGGUGAGAGCUGGGCCGGGAUCUCUGCUUCUUCGCAAGCCGCAGGCCCCCCAGCAGUACCGAGGCGAGCCACAGAGGCUGACGGGGGGCCAGGAGCGGCUGUCAUCUGGAUUGAGCCAUCAGGGACACUUGCAGCUACAGCAGCAGGCUCCAGACCACGGAGACUGGACUUACGAGGAGCAGUUCAAGCAACUGUACGAGCUGGAUGGCGAUCCCAAGAGGAAAGAAUUCCUGGACGACCUCUUCAGCUUUAUGCAGAAGCGAGGGACCCCCGUCAACCGAAUCCCCAUCAUGGCCAAACAGGUGCUGGAUCUUUACAUGCUCUACGUACUGGUGACCGAGAAGGGGGGCCUGGUUGAAGUGAUCAACAAGAAGCUAUGGCGGGAGAUCACAAAAGGGCUCAACCUGCCCACCUCCAUCACCAGCGCUGCCUUCACGCUACGCACUCAAUACAUGAAGUACCUGUACCCCUACGAGUGCGAGAAACGAGGGCUCAGCAACCCCAACGAGCUGCAGGCCGCCAUCGACAGCAACCGGCGAGAGGGCCGCCGGCAGGGCUUCGGGGGCUCCCUCUUCACCUACUCCCCCAGCGGCACUCCCGGCUUGCUCUCUUCCCCCAAGCUGCAAGUGCCUGGUCUGGGGCUGGCAGCCACCAACGGCGGCCCCAUUGGCCCUGGGCAAAAGAUAAAGAAAGAAGAGGACUCGCCCAUCCCAAUCACGAUGCCCAGCCGACUCCCUGUGUCCCUGGCUGGCCACUCGGUGGUAGCAGCCCAGGCAGCGGCCGUGCAGGCAGCCGCAGCUCAGGCAGCGGUAGCCGCUCAGGCCGCGGCCCUGGAGCAGCUGAGAGAGAAGCUGGAGUCUGGGGAGCCUCCGGAGAAGAAGAUGGCUCUGGUGACGGAUGAGCAGCAGAGGCUGAUGCAACGGGCCAUCCAGCAGAACCUCCUGGCCAUGACGGCGCAGCUACCCAUGAGCAUCCGCAUUAACAGCCAAGGGACCUGCUCUCCAGAAAACCGUCAGGAUUCCGGCAUGAGCCUGACCAGCAACGGCACGAACAGCAUCAGCAUGUCAGUGGAGAUGAACGGCAUCGUCUAUACAGGUGUGUUGUUCGCACAGACCCCCGGCCCCUCGUCCUCCUCGCUCCCUUCCUCCGCCUACAGCAAAGGAAACAGUGGCAGCCGGAGCAGCAGCAGCAGCGGUGUGGGGGGCAGCAGCGGCGUCUCCCAGGCUGCCCCGGCUGCUUCGUCCGCCCCUCCAACCUCUACCUCUAAUAACUCUUCUUCGCCUUAGCCCACCCUCCCCCAACGGCAGCACCUCAUCUCACCAAAAGACAAAAAAAAU